GUCACCGCUGCUGGAGUGGACUGGAUGCGCACUAAUUCUCCAUACUAACUAGUAGGCCAGUACGCAGUUUGCGUUUCUUGGUCAAAACAAGUGUGUGGAAGAUGGCGACGGACGGAGGCACUGAUAGUGACAGCGGCGCACACAGCAUGGAUAAAAGCAUAAUCCUUCCUCCGGAUGAAAUCUUUCGGAAUUUGGAAAAUGCCAAGAGGUUCGCAAUAGAUAUAGGUGGCUCAUUGACAAAACUGGCGUAUUACUCCACUGUCCAGCACAAAGUGGCCAAAGUGAGAUCAUUCGAUCAUACGGCCAAGACAAGCUUUCAGAACGACACAGACGGAGACUCGCUGUACGAGAUCUCGGUCCAGGAGGAGAUCACGGCUCGGCUCCACUUCAUCAAGUUCGAGAACCGGUACAUCGAAACUUGCCUGGAUUUCAUCAAAGACCACCUGGUGAACACGGAAACCAAAGUUAUCAAGGCUACAGGAGGAGGAGCUUACAAGUUCAAAGACCUGAUUGAGAAGAAGUUAAAACUCAAAGUGGACAAAGAGGACGAGAUGUCAUGUCUUAUCAAGGGCUGUAAUUUUGUGCUGAAGAAUAUCCCUCACGAGGCUUUUGUUUACACAAAGCACGCCGACCCAGAGUUUCGCUUCCAGAACACGCACCCGGACAUCUUCCCUUAUCUUCUGGUUAACAUUGGCUCUGGAGUUUCCAUCGUCAAGGUGGAAUCGGAGGACAAAUUCGAGCGCAUUGGCGGGAGCUCCAUCGGUGGUGGGACGUUCUGGGGUCUUGGAGCUUUGCUUACGAAAACCAAGAGAUUUGAUGAGCUUUUGCAGUUGGCCUCUAAGGGACAGCACACCAGUGUGGACAUGUUGGUUAAGGACAUCUAUGGGGGAGCAUCCGUCUCUCUGGGACUGCCCGGAUACCUCAUAGCGAGCAGCUUCGGGAAAUCUGCCACCACUGAUAAAGAGUUCUCCAAAGAAGACAUGGCUAAGAGCCUGCUGCACAUGAUCAGUAAUGAUAUCGGACAGCUGGCCUGCCUCUACGCCCGACUGCACAACCUCACCCGAGUUUACUUCGGAGGAUUCUUCAUCCGAGGACACCCGGUGACCAUGCACACCAUCACCUACAGCAUCAAUUUCUUCUCCAAGAGCGAAGUUCAGGCUUUGUUUCUAAGACACGAAGGCUACCUGGGUGCUAUCGGGGCGUUCCUGAAGGGUGCCGAAGAAGACAAUCCCAAUCAGUACAGCUGGGAAGAAAACUACGCCGGCAGUUCCGGCCUCAUGAGCGUGUCUCCGGAUCUGAAUCCUAUGCAACGGGCACGAAGUGGCACAUUUGACAUGUUGGAGAUGGACCGCUUGGAGAGGCAGCUGGUGAACCUGCCGCUCCUGCAGGACCCUUCGUCUUACAUCCCCGACACCGUGGAUCUCACCGAGGAUGCUCUGGCUAGAGACUACUGGCUCUACUGUUUCGAGGAAGCGCUGGAUGGGGUGGUGAAGCGAGCCGUGGCCAGCCAGAAAGACCAGCCCGAGGCCACGGAGAGGGCAGAGAAGUUCCGCCAGAAGUACAGACACAAGCUGCAGACACUACGCCAGCAGCCAUUCGCAUACGGAUCCCUCACUGUCCGGAGUCUGCUCGACACCAGGGAGCAUUGUUUGAACGAAUUCAACUUUCCUGACCCCUAUUCUAAGAUCAAGCAGAAGGAGAACGACAUGGCGCUGAAGUACUACCAGAAGGUGGUGCAGUCUCUGGAGGAGCUGAGCUGGGAGCAGAGGCAGUUCGCUCUGGUCCGAGGCCUGCUGGCGGGCAACGUGUUCGACUGGGGAGCCAAAGCCGUGUCCGACAUUCUGGAAACUGAUCCGCAGUUCGGGUUUGAACAGGCAAAGCAGCAGCUGCAAGAGCGUCCUUGGCUUGUAGAUGCCUAUAACCAGUGGAUUGAACGAUUGAAGGGUCCUCCUCAUAAAUGUGCGUUGUUUUUCGUGGAUAAUAGUGGGAUGGAUAUCAUUCUAGGCGUUUUCCCCUUUGUAAGAGAACUCCUCAUUCGAGGCACAGAGGUUGUUCUCGCGAGUAACUCGAGUCCUGCGCUAAACGACGUCACUAACAGCGAGCUGCAGAUCGUCACUGAGAGAAUAGCUGCUAUGGAUCCUGUCAUUCAUGCCGGAGUAAAAGAGGACAGGCUGACGUUAGUUCAGAGUGGAUCCAGUUCUCCCUGUCUGGACUUGAGUCGAUUGGAUAAAGUCCUGGCCACGGUGGUGCGCGAGCGCGGCACGGACCUGGUGAUCAUCGAAGGCAUGGGCCGCGCCAUCCACACCAACUACUACGCCAUGCUGAACUGCGAAAGCCUCAAGCUGGCCGUCAUCAAAAACUCGUGGCUGGCCGAGCGGCUCGGCGGCAAGAUCUUCAGCGUGGUCUUUAAGUACGAAGUUCCUUCCGAAUCUCAGGGGCGACAUUAAGAGACCGUUUCCCACGCGCACUCAUCUCAGCCGGGAGGAUAGGAUACGGCACGGUGAGCCGCCGCACACCUCCAGGACGUGUCAUCACGUCUGUGCCUCCGUGCCACUUUUUUGCGAUUGACCCGUUGAUUGUAUACACGAUGGUGGAAUCCAUUUUCUUUUUUUUUUUUUCUUCUUUUUUUUCAAUUCCAGUUAACAAUAAUAAUAAAUAAUCAUCAUUAAUAAAUAAUAAUAAUAAUAUGUGGGUCGCACUCAUCGCAUGUUCACACCUGCUCUGAAAUCUAGUGCUUCUCAAACAACCACUGCUGUUAUAUCUGGAAGGCAGGGUGAUUUCUGGGGGGGGGUGCUCUCGAGUGAUGGUGUUAAGCAAACAUCAAUUUAAAGAAAAAAAAAACAAAACAAUAUAAAGUCAAUUAUUUUACCGAAAAACAGAUAUCAAAUAUUACCAGGCUUUGUCAUUCACAGUGAAUCUACCAUUUAUAACAUUUUUGAUGGGGCUUUGGAGCAAGUCCUUGCACCCCCACCCCCACCCUUUCAGAUGUCCGGUCGUUUGAAGUGACAGCAUUUAAGUGGUGGAACAGUACAGGGCUAAUUGUGGUGUGUUUUUUUGGUAGACGACAUUUAACAUAACGUUAUACGUAUGUGCCUUGAGUCAGUAUGGUGAGCUGUUUCAAAUGACAGUAUGCCAUGAUGUGGGGGGGGGCACUAUUUAAUUAGCAUCCAACUUUAAAGGAAUACUCCAGCAUGCUUUUUUGAACCAGAAUCGACUGUUAAGCGAUGACAGGAACGAACUUGUCUCAUGGUUAUUCCACAACAUUACUAUUUUUAAAAAAGUGUACUUGCUGUUCUUUAAUGAACCUCAUGAAAGUGUUCUACAGUUGAGCAAAAGUUUGUAUCAUCUUAGGAUAAUACGAGAACGCGCAAACGAGACAAACAGGGUGGGGGAAAACAAUUCUCCUUUUAUAAAUCUGAUAUAAAUAUUUGCUAAUAGUUUGUCCACUUGUGUUUGCACUUUCUGUGAAAUUUAAAUGUGUUCACGGAUUUUCAUUUCUUACCUUCUUUGUUGUUAAAUUCUGAUGCUAAAUACUUUUUUCCCUACACUUAAACCUUAGGAGGGGUGCAAACUUUUGCACAGCAUUUCACAUAAAGGUUUAUUAACUGCCCCAACAACUAAACUUGGACGUCUAUUUUUUUUGGGGGGGGG
Messenger RNA from Ictalurus furcatus (blue catfish), 3651 nucleotides. It is a transcript of the gene pank4, whose product is annotated as pantothenate kinase 4 (inactive). Gene Ontology annotation, molecular function: pantothenate kinase activity; ATP binding. The transcript has 19 exons. Gene Ontology annotation, cellular component: cytosol; nucleus. The coding region runs from base 102 to 2447 and encodes 781 amino acids. The record is from RefSeq and is a predicted model, not a curated record. NCBI's taxonomy places the organism in Eukaryota, Metazoa, Chordata, Actinopteri, Siluriformes, Ictaluridae. Gene Ontology annotation, biological process: coenzyme A biosynthetic process.